AAAUAUAAGGACAUUAGGGAAGGGAAACAACCAACGAGAGAAGCUAAUCGAAGAAGAAAGAAGAGAGAAGAAGAGGGAGAAAUAAGGAAUGGCGAACUACAAGAAGCCACUGGGAGCGACGGGAGAGUUCUUCAGGAGGAGGGACGAGUGGAGAAAGCACCCGAUGCUUACUAAUCAAUUCCGCCACGCUACUCCCGGCCUCGGCAUCGCUCUCGUCGCCUUCGGUGUCUACCUUAUCGGUGAGCAGGUCUACGACAAGCUUUAUGCACCUUCUUCUUCCUCCCACACUCACCAUCAAACAUCUACUUCCUCCGCUUCCCACUGAGCGUGAACACUUUGAGCUGGAUGCGUCGGGGAAGGAUUUGAAGCUUGGGCUUGUCAUCUUCAGUGCCCUUUUUCUGGUUUGGUCUUUUAGUAAUAAGCUACUUAUUCACAAAGCAUUUGAAAAACUUGAAGUUUGUGAAUUUAAUAACAUAGAGAUUUAUUAUGUUGUUGCGAUUGUUAUCCUGUUUCUUCUUUUGACUGGUCAAGUUAUCUCAUCUGUAAAGAAUCAUUGCUGUUAAUUUCUUGGGUUCCAGAUCCUUUUAUUC
This is a messenger RNA of Cannabis sativa, 590 nucleotides long. RefSeq names its product NADH dehydrogenase [ubiquinone] 1 beta subcomplex subunit 3-B-like. Gene Ontology annotation, cellular component: mitochondrion. Gene Ontology annotation, biological process: mitochondrial respiratory chain complex I assembly; electron transport chain. NCBI's taxonomy places the organism in Eukaryota, Viridiplantae, Streptophyta, Magnoliopsida, Rosales, Cannabaceae. The transcript has 2 exons. The record is from RefSeq and is a predicted model, not a curated record. Bases 89 to 325 code for a protein of 78 amino acids.